CAGUGGUUCAAGUUCUAUCCGUUUCAAGACUCAAUCUACUUUUCCAUGUCAUCUGUCACUGUCAUUUAGUAUUGAUUUUUAUUUGCUGUGUGAGGGAAAAACGGUAAAAUUUUUGAAUUCUAAAAAUUUGUGAAUACAAUCUGGUUUUUGUGAUAAUUUACAUAAUAAAAAGUCAAAUAGAAACUAAAAAUGACUGCUGCCGUACAGAAAAGUAAAUCAUCUAUCACCGUAAAAGGAUCAGCUGAUUUAGUCUGCGAUUAUCUACAUUAUGGGAUAAAUUCUAUUUUAUUUCAACGGGGAAUAUAUCCACCUGAAAGUUUCAAAUCUGAACAGAAUUAUGAACUUACUAUUCUCAUGUCCACUGAUAACAAGAUUAAGGAAUUUUUGUCAAAAACUUUGGAUCAAUUAAAAGGCUGGUUAGUGGAUAGGUCAGUCAACAAAAUAGCACUAGUGGUAACAAAUGUAAAAACGCUGGAAGUGAUGGAACGAUGGGAUUUUAAAGUUGAAUAUGAAGAAGACACCCUUACCAACCCGGAUAGAGUAUCGGAAAAACCUCUAAAACAAAUUAAAAAUGAAAUCCGUGAUGUACUUAAACAAAUAACAUCUUCGGUUACCUACUUACCUCUAUUAGACUGUGUAUGUAGCUUUGAUAUUCAAGUCUACACUAAACCUGAUGUGGACUUGCCAACAGAAUGGGCUGAAGCGGAGCCAGCUAACAUUAAGAAUGCGCAAAGUGUUAAGAUGAGGUCGUUUUCUACCAAUAUUCACAAAAUGGAAACUGUUGUUACUUACAAGAAUGAAGAUUAACGAUUGUUAGAGUGAUUUAGUAAAUGUGUCAAAUUUCUUAGGUCCACACUAAAGUGUUUUCUAUUUAUUGAUGUUCUCUCCUUUAAAAAGUAGUUACUAAGUAUUAAGAACAUUUUUUUAGAAUAUUAUAUUAAUAUUUUUGUUUGUAAUGUUUAAAUAAACUUAAUGUUUGUGAGUUUUAAA
Messenger RNA from Diabrotica virgifera virgifera (western corn rootworm), 990 nucleotides. RefSeq names its product mitotic spindle assembly checkpoint protein MAD2A (gene mad2). The record is from RefSeq and is a predicted model, not a curated record. Gene Ontology annotation, cellular component: kinetochore; cytoplasm; nucleoplasm. Gene Ontology annotation, biological process: mitotic spindle assembly checkpoint signaling. Lineage: Eukaryota; Metazoa; Arthropoda; Insecta; Coleoptera; Chrysomelidae. The coding region runs from base 190 to 807 and encodes 205 amino acids. The transcript has 3 exons.